Lagopus leucura (white-tailed ptarmigan) is the source of this 2960-nucleotide messenger RNA. RefSeq names its product protein interacting with PRKCA 1 (gene PICK1). Lineage: Eukaryota; Metazoa; Chordata; Aves; Galliformes; Phasianidae. Gene Ontology annotation, biological process: intracellular protein transport; dendritic spine maintenance; receptor clustering. The record is from RefSeq and is a predicted model, not a curated record. Gene Ontology annotation, cellular component: neuron projection; postsynaptic density; synaptic vesicle. Gene Ontology annotation, molecular function: protein kinase C binding; phospholipid binding; protein domain specific binding. Bases 125 to 1351 code for a protein of 408 amino acids. The transcript is spliced from 13 exons.
UUCCGGCCGGCUCCGGCGGCGACGCGUCAGCGGGCUGAAGGUGGUACGGCCGCGCGCCGGGCUGUCACUUCCGGGAGUUUGCAACAAGUGCUUUCAGACAAUCAGGUUUCAGUUAGCGAAAACAAUGUUUGCGGAUUUGGAUUAUGAUAUUGAGGAAGAUAAGCUAGGGAUCCCCACUGUACCUGGGACAGUGACCCUGAAGAAGGACUCCCAGAACCUGAUUGGGAUCAGCAUUGGGGGAGGAGCACAAUACUGCCCCUGUCUCUACAUUGUCCAGGUGUUUGAUAACACUCCAGCAGCCUUAGAUGGGACCGUGGCAGCGGGCGAUGAAAUCACAGGGGUCAAUGGCAAGUCUGUCAAAGGGAAGACCAAAGUGGAAGUUGCCAAGAUGAUACAGAUGGUAAAGGGAGAAGUGACAAUUCACUACAACAAACUUCAGGCUGACCCAAAGCAGGGCAAGUCUUUGGAUAUCGUAUUGAAGAAGGUAAAGCAUCGACUGGUGGAGAACAUGAGCUCAGGGACAGCAGAUGCCCUGGGGUUAAGCCGAGCCAUCCUUUGCAAUGAUGGAUUGGUGAAGAGAUUAGAGGAGCUGGAGAGGACUGCAGAACUGUACAAAGGCUUGACAGAACACACCAAGAGUCUUCUCAGAGCUUUCUUUGAGCUCUCCCAGACGCACAGAGCAUUUGGAGACGUUUUUUCUGUCAUUGGUGUCCGGGAGCCUCAACCAGCUGCCAGUGAAGCUUUUGUGAAAUUUGCUGAUGCCCAUCGCAACAUUGAGAAGUUUGGGAUUCACCUUCUGAAAACGAUUAAGCCGAUGCUGACCGACUUGAACACGUAUCUGAAUAAAGCCAUUCCUGACACAAGGCUGACCAUCAAAAAAUACCUGGAUGUCAAGUUUGAAUAUUUGUCUUACUGCCUGAAAGUCAAAGAGAUGGAUGAUGAAGAAUACAGCUGCAUUGCUCUGGGUGAGCCCCUCUACCGAGUCAGCACUGGGAACUACGAGUACCGCCUUAUCCUGCGUUGCCGCCAGGAGGCUCGCACACGUUUUGCCAAGAUGAGGAAAGAUGUGCUAGAGAAAAUAGAGCUCCUAGACCAGAAACAUGUGCAGGACAUCGUGUUCCAGCUCCAGCGUUUUGUCUCCACAAUGUCCAAGUACUAUGACGACUGCUAUGCUGUGCUCCGAGACGCAGACGUCUUUCCCAUUGAGGUGGACCUUGCCCGCACUACUCUGAACUAUGGGCAGAAGGACACGUACACAGACGGGGCAGAAGAAGAAGAAGGAGAAGGAAGUGAGAGAGAGAGUAGUGGGAAGGAGGAUGCAAAUGGUGAAAAGCUCAUUGAUGAUGCCUGAAUGUGCCAGUAUGGCACGGAGGAAAUGACUUUGCAGACUUAUGAAAACAUGUAUUUUACAUGGCGAUUCAUCCUUCAUGAUUGUCUGUGUUGUCCAGCCUGGGAUUCCUCCUCUGUUCUGGGUGGCAGUAGCUGGUUGGAUUGGAACCGACCUCUGCAUUCCUCUCUUCAUUUGCUUGCCUGCCUGGAUAUUCCUUUUUCCCUUGCAGAGUUCUGUUGCCCAACUUGGAUACUGAGUUGUGGGGAAGAGAAUCUCCUCCCACAUCGCCAUGUGACUCCAUGCGCACAGCUGAGCGUGCAGCAUGCACCAUUUUUCUCUGGCAUGUGGAAGGCUGCUGAACAUUUGGAGAUAACUAUAAAUGGAACAACUGUCUCCUCCUGUCCUCCCUUGUGCCACUGGAAAAAGCACCAGCAUUGUUUUCUUCACCUCACUGCUUGCUGUCUUCAUGCUUCAAGCUUUAGCUUAUUUCAGUCUUCCUCUCUUUUCUUCCUGGAGCACAUCCCAUGAGCUCUGGGACAGGAUUUUUUUUAGGAUGAUCACUACCAACUCUCUCCAGCACCACUCUGAAGAAAUAAGAGCAAGUCAGAGCUGAUGUCUAGAACUAGUGGUGGUACAUGUGAUGCGUUCAUCCCCUAGCCAUGAGGUCUGGGGGAGAAGCUGUCCUGGAAGAGGCUGGUGGUCGACUGCUGCAAGGAUCUACAAGACUAUUUCCUUGGCUGCUAUCCUCUUCAUAUUUUUCGAGCUCCUGCACAGCUAGCACCAUCUAUACACUCCGUAGCUAUACCCUGGGGUUAGGGUCCUCCAAUAUGUAGCUCUGCCACAUGUGGUAAAGAUGACCCUAGACCAGAAAGUUCUCCCAGUCAGCAGAGAGAUGCUGAGGUUAAUGUGUUUGAGUCAGGUUCCUGAAAGUAAGAGCGAAGCUGCAUGCAUUUCCUUUCUCUUGUUCUCUCAUACUGCUCUUUGCAAUGGAUAGUAACCAAAUGGGCUUCUUGAGGAUGUGCAGUAAGACCUGCAAACUCCUUUUCUUGUACAGGUGCCAUGAGGACCCACCUUAGGACUGCAAAGGUGAUGCUCUAUCCUUACACUUGUGAGGAGGGGCAGGAAUCCCUGCAGAGAGGGGAAAAUAAGGCCUGUGACAGAGACAUGGUGAUUCUGAGUGUGAAGUAUGAUUAGCAUACAAAAUACUGCUCUCUUCUCUACCCACCCAUUCCAUUCUGCCAGAAGCUAAUGGCACCUUCCCCAGCACAAGGGAAGGAGGGAAAGGUAAAGCUUACUUUUCUCCUUCCACCACCCUUGUGGGCAGAUCCCAGAUCCAGAUGACACUUCUUGCUGGCAGUGGUGUGCUGCUCAGAGGCCAGGGGUUUGACUUCUCUGUCAUUACAUUCUAAUGGUAGUGAGAGAAGUUAUUUAAAGGCAUUAAUUUAAGAUUGAGAUGUUUAGUUUGAUUUGGUUUUCUCUUCUUUUUUUUUUUUUUUUUUGUAUUUUUGGAGACUCGUUAUCUCCAUGGGUUCGUGGAAGAAAGUUGUCCAUGGGCAAGCUGCCCUGGAGGAUGUAAAUGGACUCUAAGUGUACUGUUGUCUGUAAUAAAAAAAAAUGUGAUAGUUUUGUU